Molecule: messenger RNA, 357 nt
Organism: Maudiozyma barnettii
Lineage: Eukaryota; Fungi; Ascomycota; Saccharomycetes; Saccharomycetales; Saccharomycetaceae
Gene: ATG8
Product: ubiquitin-like protein ATG8
Exons: 1
Coding region: 1-357 (118 amino acids)
Biological process (GO): macroautophagy; cellular response to nitrogen starvation
Cellular component (GO): autophagosome; cytosol; fungal-type vacuole membrane
Molecular function (GO): phosphatidylethanolamine binding
Source: RefSeq, a predicted model, not a curated record
AUGAAAUCGACAUUUAAAUCAGAAUAUCCAUUCGAAAAGAGAAAGACUGAAUCAGAGAGGAUAUUAAACAGAUUUCAGAAUAGAAUACCGGUGAUCUGUGAAAAAGCUGAAAAAUCAGACAUACCAGAGAUUGACAAACGAAAAUAUCUAGUACCCGCAGAUUUAACUGUAGGACAAUUCGUAUACGUCAUAAGGAAGAGGAUAAUGCUUCCACCAGAAAAGGCAAUAUUUAUCUUUGUAAAUGAUACUCUUCCACCUACAGCUGCACUAAUGUCAGCUGUAUAUCAAGAGAAUAAGGACAAAGAUGGGUUUUUAUAUAUUACAUAUUCAGGUGAAAAUACAUUUGGACAACAAUAA